Nomascus leucogenys (northern white-cheeked gibbon) is the source of this 1565-nucleotide messenger RNA. The record is from RefSeq and is a predicted model, not a curated record. Lineage: Eukaryota; Metazoa; Chordata; Mammalia; Primates; Hylobatidae.
UGCCUCUGAGCGGAAACUGAAAGUGAAAUAGGGAGCUGGCUACCAGCGUUGAGUCCCCUGUAAAGCCAAUCCCCCUGAAGGUCUCCACACUGCUGUUGAACAGCACACUUGACAAUGGCUUCAGCAGCACGCUUGACAAUGAUGUGGGAGGAGGUCACAUGCCCUGUCUGCCUGGACCCCUUCGUGGAGCCUGUGAGCAUCGAGUGUGGCCACAGCUUCUGCCAGGAAUGCAUCUCUCAGGUUGGGAAAGGUGUGGGCAGCGUCUGUCCUGUGUGCCGGCAGCGCUUUCUGCUCAAGAAUCUCCGGCCCAAUCGACAGCUAGCCAACAUGGUGAACAACCUUAGAGAAAUCAGCCAGGAGGCCAGAGAGGGCACACAGGGGGAACAGUGUGCAGUGCAUGGAGAGAGACUUCAACUGUUCUGUGAGAAAGAUGGGAAGGCCCUUUGCUGGGUGUGUGCCCAAUCUCGGAAACACCGUGACCACACCAUGGUCCCUCUUGAGGAGGCUGCACAGGAGUACCAGGAGAAGCUCCAGGUGGCAUUAGGGGAGCUGAGAAGAAAGCAGGAGUUGGCUGAGAAGUUGGAAGUGGAAAUUGCAAUGAAGAGAGCAGACUGGAAGAAAACAGUGGAAACACAAAAAUCUAGGAUUCACGCAGAAUUUGUGCAGCAAAAAAACUUCCUGGUUGAAGAAGAACAGAGGCAGCUGCAGGAGCUGGAGAAGGAUGAGAGGGAGCAGCUGAGAAUCCUGGGGCAGAAAGAGGCCAAGCUGGCCCAGCAGGGCCAGGCCCUGCAGGAGCUCAUCUCAGAGCUAGAUCGAAGGUGCCACGGCUCAGCACUGGAACUGCUGCAGGAGGUGAUAAUUGUCCUGGAAAGGAGUGAAUCCUGGAACCUGAAGGACCUGGAUAUUGCCUCUCCAGAACUCAGGAGUGUGUGCCAUGUGCCAGGGCUGAAGAAGAUGCUGAGGACAUGUGCAGUCCACAUCACUCUGGAUCCAGACACAGCCAAUCCGUGGCUCAUACUUUCAGAAGAUCGGAGACAAGUGAGGCUUGGAGACACCCAGCAGAGCAUACCUGGAAAUGAAGAGAGAUUUGAUAGUUAUCCUAUGGUCCUGGGUGCCCAGCACUUCCACUCUGGAAAACAUUACUGGGAGGUAGAUGUGACAGGAAAGGAGGCCUGGGACCUGGGUGUCUGCAGAGACUCUGUGCGCAGGAAGGGGCACUUUUUGCUUAGUUCUAAGAGUGGCUUCUGGACAAUUUGGUUGUGGAACAAACAAAAAUAUGAGGCUGGCACCUACCCCCAGACUCCCCUCCACCUUCAGGUGCCUCCAUGCCAAGUUGGGAUUUUCCUGGACUAUGAGGCCGGCAUGGUCUCCUUCUACAACAUCACUGACCAUGGCUCCCUCAUCUACUCCUUCUCUGAAUGUGCCUUUACAGGACCUCUGCGGCCCUUCUUCAGUCCUGGUUUCAAUGAUGGAGGAAGAAACCCAGCCCCUCUAACCCUCUGUCCACUGAAUAUUGGAUCACAAGGAUCCACUGACUAUUGAUGCCUUUCUCUGCACACUGCCAC